Papilio xuthus (Asian swallowtail) is the source of this 905-nucleotide messenger RNA. RefSeq lists its product as uncharacterized. The coding region runs from base 12 to 701 and encodes 229 amino acids. NCBI's taxonomy places the organism in Eukaryota, Metazoa, Arthropoda, Insecta, Lepidoptera, Papilionidae. The transcript has 3 exons. The record is from RefSeq and is a predicted model, not a curated record.
GCUAUGAGUACAUGAAGAAUUUAAAUAUUAAUAAAAAUAAAGAAAAAAUUCCAAACAAAGAUAUAUCAAUAGACAAUAAUAUCGUUGAAUUUCCGAACGAAUAUGAAAAGGCGGCAAAACAAGAUGGCGGUUAUCAAUCAGCUGUUAACUCUUUGACAUAUUUCGAACAGAUACAAAAUAAAAAAGAAAAAUUCCAUGUUGAUAAUUUUGAAUUUGCUAUAAAACAAGUUUUCGAAAAUAGAACGUGCGAUUGGUUUAAAAGUAAACAGCCAUAUAUUUUAAUUAAAAAAAUAAUAAGAAAAUGCAAUAGAGAACACAGGAGGAAAGGCUAUGGCGAAGAUUUUUUACGAACUUUAACAAGGACUAUGAAUAGAUUUUCAAAGGUUUCUUUUGAAUUUACAGAGGACAUGGUUGAGUUAGUGCUAGAGAGGGUAUUCGGAAAAAACGUAGACCUACGAGAUAACAUAUUCGACGUUGACAAAUUACUACGUUAUUUACGUAACGCGAUGGCACAUCACGAUAAACAUGAAAAUAGAGACUCGAUAAUUGUUCUUAAACCUAGACACUGUUUAUCUGUGUCUGUGCCUGGAUGUUUUUGUAGACCAGGAUUCGUGGAAAGUUCCGGUCAAUGUGUUAAACCUGCUGAUUGUAUCACGGAGUCGUCUAACGAUAUUUACUUGACAAGAAUCAUUGUUCAUUGAUUGAAGAAUAUUCUAGAAGCUUGGUAUUGACAUUGUGGGUAGACAGAAUUUAUAAAGUGUAUCUUUUGUUUUAUUUCAUCUUAAGUUAAGAAUUAAGAGAUAUUUGAUUCAGACAUAUUAUUUCUGUUUUUUAUAGAGUGAGAGAUGGCAUGUGUCUGGGGAACAUUAGAUAUAUUACAUCAUCAUCAUCAGCUCACUAUACGA